GGGUCUGAAUUAGAAAUGACUCAGACACAGCUUUUAAAGCUAGUAGAUUAUUAGUAAUUAUAUAUUAAAAUAAGUGAAUUGUCGGGUACCUAGGCACCCGUGGUGAGUGACUGUCACAGCGGAGUGAAGUGGUCCAACUCGUCAGUAAACUCUUUACUGUAACUCAAUAUAUACCACGUAUUUAAUACCAUGAUCACACCACACAACUAUCAUUCCUCCUUCAUUGCUCACGUUACAUUACCAUAUCUGGAAAGAUGAAUUAUUGUAUAUGCAAAUUGCUACAAUUCUAUUCAGUAGUCAAUUUUCAAUAAAGUGGAUGGCUGAACUGAAAGACAAUUUUUAUAGUAUCCUUCUCUUGCUUUUUAAAUUAAGGCCGACUAGUCGAGAUUUAAAUAAUAGCAAAAUCACUCUCUAAAAAACCACUUUUUACUACUUACUAAUUACCAUUAAUUCAUAAAUAAUGACUACGCCGUCUACGCGAGUCCGUGAAAUCUUCGCUUCAACUGUUCAACAUGAGUGGCAGACGAAUAAUUUUCAGCAUUAGCUCAACAGCAUCCGCAUGAAUUUCCGUCCUUCACUUGUUUUUCCUGAGUGUGAUAACACAACAAACCGAACCACCUGAAAUUUCCAAGGUUGCGUGAUAAUACAUGCCUGUUUGGCUGAUUAUUCAGCGUUUCUGAAUUGAAACUUCGAUUAAUUUCCACAAUGAGUGAAGCAGGUGAAGAAAUCAACGGAGAUUCCCUCAAAGAAAAUACACAGCCUUUACGCGAAGACCUGAUUUCCACUGCUGUAAAGUUUUUGCAAAACCCCCGUGUUGCAACUCGUCCCAGGUCAGAAAAAGAAUUGUUUUUGCAAAGAAAAGGAUUAAACCAUGCUGAAAUUUCUGCAGCAUUUGAGGCCUCUGGAAUGAAAGAAACCAAAUCAGAGGGAGGUGUAGGACAUUACUCUUCAGUUAAAGUAGCCCAACUGCAUGAAUAUAGUCGAUCAUUGGCACCAGUUGCAACAUCAAAAUGGAGUAUAAUCAGGGAUAUACUAAAUGCAUCAGUCCUUAUAGCAGGAGCUGCAUAUAGCCUUCAUUAUUUGUACAGGCGAUUCAUAGAGCCUUUUUUAUUUGGCCAUAAAAAGAAGAAGUCAUUGGCAGACACUGUUGAAGAAAUGAACAAGAACCUCACUUGUUUAGUCGGCGACGUUUCUGCUGCUGUACAGAAUCUAUCAGACACAGUUGCUACGCUUCGUUCAAAACAGCACGAACAAUCUGAAUUGAAGGAGUUAAAAGCUGAAGUGACAUCAUUGAAAGCCAUUUUGUUAGGAAGGCGACAGUUUCCUGCUCCUCCAGCAAUCGUGACUGGGCCUCCCUCUAUUCCCCCUUGGCAGUUAAGCUCAACUAGUGGAGCAAAACAAGAUCUACGUGCUGAACAAUCUAACAAGAACAAUCAAAGCGAUGGCAUUUCUCUGUCUUCAUCCCCAGAGAUCAUCUCCGUAGAGGACAUGCAAACAAAUUCUUCGUCGAUGGUGAAUGCUGGUUUGAGCUCGGUGUUACCAGCUCGUGGUCCGAGCGAGAGCAGUGAAUCCAAUAGUGCCGAAAUAGUUGAAAUGGGAGCUUCUGGCGCAUCUGGGGAAGAAGAUACAGAUUAAAUUGCCAAUUUUAACCAUAUUAUUAAUAUUAUGCCUGUUGCUUUUGUGUUGGAAAGAAAUGUGAAAUUUAAAUACUUUAGUUGAUGGCCUUCAAAAGAUGAGCAUCGGUGAUCGAGUUAAAAUUUCAAGCUGUAUAUCAACUAGUCCAUGUAUUGACUUUUACUUAUUUCGUCGGGUUCGGGGCAUUAAGAUAAAAAAUGGGAAAAGAA
Molecule: messenger RNA, 1844 nt
Organism: Daphnia pulex (common water flea)
Lineage: Eukaryota; Metazoa; Arthropoda; Branchiopoda; Diplostraca; Daphniidae
Gene: Pex14
Product: peroxisomal membrane protein PEX14-like
Exons: 5
Coding region: 706-1635 (309 amino acids)
Biological process (GO): protein import into peroxisome matrix, docking
Cellular component (GO): peroxisomal membrane; peroxisomal importomer complex
Molecular function (GO): signaling receptor binding
Source: RefSeq, a predicted model, not a curated record